Molecule: messenger RNA, 765 nt
Organism: Mucor mucedo
Lineage: Eukaryota; Fungi; Mucoromycota; Mucoromycetes; Mucorales; Mucoraceae
Product: P-loop containing nucleoside triphosphate hydrolase protein
Exons: 8
Coding region: 124-765 (213 amino acids)
Biological process (GO): phagosome-lysosome fusion
Cellular component (GO): phagocytic vesicle; late endosome; lysosome
Molecular function (GO): GTP binding; GTPase activity
Source: RefSeq, a predicted model, not a curated record
GUUUAUUUAUUUUUUAAAAAAUAUAAAAAAUACCCGAUUAGGAAAUACUUGUAAAAGCUUUUCAUUGGAAUUUCCCUGAAAAAAAAAAAGAGGGGGCGGGGACAAGGGGGGCUAUUAUUGAGCAUGAAUAAAGAAGUACUAAAUUUAAAGAUUAUUAUUCUCGGUAACAGUGGUGUAGGAAAAACUGCCUUGAUCAACAGAUACACAAAGAACAAGUUUGUACCUCAAGCCAAUGUCACUAUCGGAUCCGACUUUCUCUGUAAACUUCUAACAGUCAAUGAUCAACUACUCAAUCUUCAGAUCUGGGACACAUUUGGACAGGAAAAACACAAUGCCCUCUCGGGUGCCUAUUAUCGUAAUGCAGAUUGUUGUAUCCUCGUGUGUGAUUUAAAUGAUAAAUCAAGCAGUGAUAUGUUGGAUCAAUGGUACGCUACGUUGAUCGGAAGCACGUGUGAGAAGAGUGCAGGUCCCAUCCCUAUUGUUGUUGUCGGUAACAAGAUCGAUGUUGAUCUAAAAAAGAGAAGGGUCACCAUGGAUCAUAUAAUGAAAUCCUUUGAUGACAAUACACCAUGCUAUGAAACAUCUGCAAAAGAUUCAAUUAAUGUGGACGAAUUAUUCUUUACUGUCGCAAAGAAAGCAUUAGAGCAACACAGAAAUGAUGAAGCCUUUUCAUCAAGUACAAUAGAUAACCUCAUAAAAAUUAUGGAAACAGAUGAAAAACUAUUUAGCCAAAAGGGAAAAAACAAGAGUAAUUGUACUUGUUAA